CCGCGCUGCGGAUCGUCCGGAGCGGUGAGUCCAGGAACAAGAAGAGCUUCGAGUCUCGUAUCAGGAAUACGGAUUAGAGUCCUCGUCGGUGUUGUUCCUCGUUCAUUCAUUGUAAGUGAAAAUGGCGGCCUUGGCGGGUAUUCGGCUGUUGAUGAGGAACACCGGUUGCUUCAGGAACUCGUUCAGCCGAUUGCGAUGCACGAGUAGUGCACUCGUUCAGAUGCGAUGUGAGCAGAGGUUGUUGCAUCGUGCCGCGUGGACGACGCUUGUCGUACCGCAGGUAAAAUGCAAUCGUGGAUACUGUCAAGAUGUUACUAAAGAGAAACCGAAAUCGAUUAAGGAUAUCGAAGAGCGCGUAUUGAAGACUGUAGCCGGCUUAAGGGACACACGCAUCAAGCAGGUGCGCCAUUACAGUCAUAAGGAUCCGCUAACCCUUGAUAUUAUCAGUCAGCGGGUGCUCUUGGUUCUGAAACUUUAUGACAAAAUUGAACCCACAAAGCUGUCCUUGGAUUCACAUUUUAUGGACGACUUGGGUCUGGAUUCUCUGGAUCAUGUGGAGAUCAUAAUGGCGAUGGAGGACGAGUUUGGCUUCGAGAUUCCAGACAUGGACGCUGAGAGGUUACUGAAACCUAAGGAUAUAGUGUGUUACGUAGCGGACAAGGAGGAUAUAUAUGAAUAACAUGCCUUGAAUUAUUUAUGUCUACGCGAUUUAGUCAACAUCCGCCGUUGUUUCGAUUGGAAAUAACGUAUCACAGCGUUUUACCCUGCCGCUCUGUUUUUUUCUGUAUAUAGACACUUAUCAUUAUAUGAAUAAAAAAUAAGCGAAUUGUUA
Messenger RNA from Acromyrmex echinatior (Panamanian leafcutter ant), 832 nucleotides. It is a transcript of the gene ND-ACP, whose product is annotated as NADH dehydrogenase (ubiquinone) acyl carrier protein. Lineage: Eukaryota; Metazoa; Arthropoda; Insecta; Hymenoptera; Formicidae. Gene Ontology annotation, molecular function: acyl carrier activity; acyl binding. The record is from RefSeq and is a predicted model, not a curated record. Gene Ontology annotation, cellular component: mitochondrion; respiratory chain complex I. Gene Ontology annotation, biological process: fatty acid biosynthetic process.